AUGCAAGUGAAUGAAGCCAAAUAUCUUGUUAUUAAUGUUUUCAAUUUUGGUCCAAGAACGUUAAGAUUUGUAAGCGCACAGACAACAGCGGGUGAAGCAGUAGCUGUUCCUAACCCGGGUGCCAUUAUCACAUCAAGAGCUGGUAGAGGAAAUAUGGCAAGAUUCGUAUUUAGGCAAGGCGCUUUGAGAGGUCCAGAAGUCAACAUAACUUUUAGAGGAAAAAAAGGUACCUUUAAUCUCUAUGCUCAGCAAAACUAUGCCUUUUUGGAAGCUGGAAAUGUCAGUGCAAGUGCGUCAUAUUCUGGAUUUGGUGAAGGCAGAUUCUCCGAACCUUUUAAACAAUGUGGUGGAAUUAGUAGUGCGAAUGGUUUGAUUAUAUUUGAAUUAUGUGAAGAGUUGUGA
Molecule: messenger RNA, 402 nt
Organism: Cetraspora pellucida
Lineage: Eukaryota; Fungi; Glomeromycota; Glomeromycetes; Diversisporales; Gigasporaceae
Source: the annotation of a GenBank genome assembly